AUGGAGGAGAUAUAUUGGACAGAUAUUUGUGGAAAUUCUAGCCAAUACUCGCCUUUCUGGGUAAGUAUUUUGUGGACAGGUAUACUGAAAGUUUGGAACACCUCCAAGGCAGCAUGUGUCUACACACAAGAGGACAGCCCAGUUGCCUUGGCAGCAAGAAGCAGGGAAGUUGAAGAAAGUGACCAAAGGUCAAACAUUACUCAAGCCAUACACUGUCCAUGCAAUGGGGCUAUUACAGUGGUCACUUUUGACCAUUAUAUCAUAAUGUUUGACUUGGAGGGGUUUGAAGUGAAAAAGCAGUUUGCAGGUUACAAUGAUGACAUCCUAGACAUCCAUUUUCUUGGGGAGCAGGAAAGUCACAUUGCUGUGGCAACAAACAGUGAACUUAUCAAAGUGUUUGAGUUGAGCACCUGGAACUGCCAGAUUCUCCAUGGCCACACAGAUAUUGUGCUUAGUUUAGAUGUCUACCAAAAAGGAAACCUUCUAGUCAGCAGUUCUAAGGAUAACAGUAUCAGGCUAUGGCAAAUAGAUGGUGAUACUCAGAAAAUGAGCUGUGUAGCUGUAGGUCAAGGCCACACCCAUGCUGUUGGAGCCGUAGCAUUUUCAAGGUAA
This is a messenger RNA of Lingula anatina, 612 nucleotides long. Its product is annotated as transducin beta-like protein 3. Gene Ontology annotation, molecular function: protein binding; U3 snoRNA binding. Gene Ontology annotation, biological process: endonucleolytic cleavage in 5'-ETS of tricistronic rRNA transcript (SSU-rRNA, 5.8S rRNA, LSU-rRNA); endonucleolytic cleavage to generate mature 5'-end of SSU-rRNA from (SSU-rRNA, 5.8S rRNA, LSU-rRNA). NCBI's taxonomy places the organism in Eukaryota, Metazoa, Brachiopoda, Lingulata, Lingulida, Lingulidae. Gene Ontology annotation, cellular component: nucleolus; small-subunit processome; 90S preribosome. The record is from RefSeq and is a predicted model, not a curated record.